Molecule: messenger RNA, 807 nt
Organism: Peronospora farinosa
Lineage: Eukaryota; Oomycota; Peronosporomycetes; Peronosporales; Peronosporaceae
Source: the annotation of a GenBank genome assembly
AUGAUAGCGUUUACCGUGUACAAGUCGUCCAAGUACCUCUUCGAUUGUGUGAGCGCUACGGAUGUCACACAGUCGCAAUCUUGUAUGACUGUAAAUAUAGAUGUGUUUGAAGCACUUCAACUUAAUGCAGUGGACGUUGUCAAGCGCAUGGAUUACGUGGAAGUCGACAAACUGAUUGCAUCUUGUCGAGAGCAUCCUCCGCAGACUAUUGUGAUGCCAGCAACACAUGGUGACAUUGCACCGUUUCAGAAGUUUGUAAAGUACUUGAAAGCUCGAAAACGAGCUGGUGUAGUUCUACUUGCAGAUGGACGUCUUUUGAUACUGAUGCCGCUGGAAAAUGAUGACUCGCGGCUUCGCUGUGUGGUUGUAAAUGCAACACCUCCUACGGAGAAUUCCGCUGGGUUGCCAUCUCAUGUAACGACCAUUCGGAUCGAUGAAGCAGCAGCUGGUCCGGCUUUGCAGAGAGAGCCACAGGUUCAGUCUGCUAAUGCUAUGCUUCCACCACUGCACGAACAAAAGAGGGAUAAACGUCGACGUGCUCGAGCUCGACCCAAUAACCGCACACGCUCUCAGCAGGAAGAUGUUGAUGAUACAACACCUCAAGACUCUGUGACUGAACAGUUCCGACAUAUUCAGGCUGAAGUUGCAGCGCCGACAUUUACGCCUAAUAAGGAAGUGACUAUGUUGCACAGCUUACCACGGCUUGAAAGGGCAACGCGAAUUGCUCAACUUCGGCAAGAAUACGAGGCUUUCCACAAAUAUCACUACGAUGUAUUGCAGGGAUGGAGUAGAUCCAAUUUUAAUUAG